Molecule: messenger RNA, 832 nt
Organism: Cloeon dipterum
Lineage: Eukaryota; Metazoa; Arthropoda; Insecta; Ephemeroptera; Baetidae
Product: poly [ADP-ribose] polymerase tankyrase-1-like
Exons: 5
Coding region: 27-644 (205 amino acids)
Biological process (GO): negative regulation of gene expression; protein poly-ADP-ribosylation
Cellular component (GO): nucleus; cytoplasm
Molecular function (GO): transcription corepressor activity; NAD+ poly-ADP-ribosyltransferase activity; NAD+-protein mono-ADP-ribosyltransferase activity
Source: RefSeq, a predicted model, not a curated record
UGUUCAAAAUUAUCUGUGACGAGAAAAUGUCCAUUCUGGAAGCACUGGCAGAGUCGGACCCUGAGUACGUGGAACUCGUGAGAGAAAUGAGACAGUCGAUUGUCGACCACAACGGCUCAAUUCUUUCCGACUACGAAGUCAUUACAAUUGAAAGGGUGGUGAACCGCGAGUUGGAGGCGCGGCACAAGUCGAUGAUCGAGCUGCUCAAGAUGGAAAUGAGCCGGACCGAAGCGGAGAGGGCCCCGGUGCUGCAACUCUACCACGGAAGCCCGUGCGCCCUCGAAAUCGCCAUGAACGGCUUUAAAUCAGACUUUAUCGCAAUCCACAGUAUGUUCGGCGAAGGCAUCUACUUUUCGUCGUUGUCAUCGAAGAGCAACCAGUACGCGUGGGGCAACAACUUUGGCACGUGCCCCAAGCACCGAAACCGCGCGUGCAUCGUGUGUCCGCGUCGGAUGCUGGUCUGCAGUUGCUACAUGGGCAAGCCGUUCGUGCCGCGACGCACCAAUCAGCCCGUGCCCGCCGGCUUCCACAGCGUCAUUGCUGAGCCUAAAAACGUUCCUGGCCUCCGCUACCCUGAGUUCGUCGUGCUCAACACGGCUCAGGCUUUGCCACGGUAUUUGAUCACAUACAAGAUUAAGCCGUGAAGAAAAUGAUGUACCUUGUCUGUGAGAAAGACUCAAAAUUUUUAAAUUUUGCAGUUCGACUAAAUUUGAAAUACGGCAUGACAUAUAUGUGAGUAUAGAAAUCGCUGACAAAAGUAAAACAUUUCUAUGUGUGAUUUUUCUGUGCAUUGAAAAUGUAAAAUACUACUCAAUAAAUAAAAUAAGGUAGC